AGGCGCGCAUUCACCAGCAGUGCAGCUGCUGUUGAUGAUCAGUUUUGUUGCGCUCCCACUGCUGGCCUUGCCGCCAUUAUUGCAACGGUUACAGUCGGUGACGCUUCCCCUGUUCGGCACGGCCCAAGCCUUCUUCCGCCUGUCUUCUUUCUUCUUAGCCUUUAGGCAUACAAUGGCAUGUAGUCGUAAUCAGAAGCGAAGCAGGCAACAGCAUCACAAGUGCUGCCAUGAUAUAGCCUGCUCAAAAUCAAAUGCGAGCCACUCAGAGGACGCUGAAGGAUGUUGGGUGAGUCAAGCCGGAGCAGAAGGCUGGAGAGUACCCAUCAGUGUUACUUACUACACGACGUAACGUUACAGUACCCGGCACCAGCCAGGUAACACAUCGGCCUUGGUUGAACUUACUUACUUGAUGUUGAAGUGCAGUGCGUGAGGACGCCUGACUGACGGUUUUGGCGAUUGGGCAGGAAGAACCUCAGCCCAGCAGCUCACAGAUCUACCCAUGCGUUGCUAGCGACCCAUUACUCGGCAUUGGCGUUGGUAGUAUGAACGCUUGCUAAUAGUCGAGUUGUUUAUCGCUAGCUGGUCAUCCUUUUGGCUUGUGCGUGCAGAACAGGAAGGAUUUCUUCUCCAUAUGCCGUGACUCUACAUGUUGCUGCAAUUCAAGCGGCAAGUCAAGGCAAUGAGUCGUGGAGAAGAGUUCACUUGCUGCACUCAGGACUGUCCGACAUGAUGUUGCCUGGGUCUACAACUACAGUACAGGACGGUGUCCAAGUCGGAGAAAUGCAGCGGCCACACGUGUUGAGUGUACAUAGCAACACUGAAUUUUGUGAUAGUGUGAUUAUGUCAGUGCACCUGAGUACUAGUAGUACUAGUAGUAGUACACUGUAGUAUCCUGAGAGCCCUGGCAAGACUUCACCUAGACUGUUGGAACGUCCAGUAUCCAGUACAGUAUCUGUGUCCAUGGUGUGUACGCCAUCCACUACUAAUACUAUUCUGAGUAUUCAUCACUACAACCGGGUCAACCCUCCACACAAUGCAGCAUAGCUAUGCACUUGUAACAGUAUGUGAGUGGUUGUACACAAUCAUGUAUGGCAUUGUACAUUGCUGUACGUUGUCCUGCAGUCCUGCAGUCAAUUGAGAAUGCAAUGGGAGAAAGAAAGGAGAAUGCUGAGAGGUACUUCCCCCGGCUGCCUCCAUGCUGAACCCAUUAGCUAUUCAGCUACGCUCUUUGCACACUGCACACACUGCUAUGGACUGCAAGCAACAUAACAGAACAGUCUCGAUUGAGGACUUGAAAGGGCUUUUAACUCAGCAACAAAGUGGAUGAUCUUGUGGCUGUGAGUGGAUAAGUGGCUCAGGACACCACACCUAGAUUGGCCUAGAAACCAGUAUUCUUUUGGACGGACAUUACAGAAUCUUGCAUUGCUGCUCCUGCUGCUGCUGCUGCUCCUACUGCUGUGCUGUGCUGUGCGUGCGUAGCACUGGCUAGGAUAUGGAGCUACAGUACAGCCUACAGGUGCCAGUGCUGGUAGUAGUACGUUAGCCUAACUACCUUCCCCAUUGCAGCGCAGCUGAGUGCAAGUACUCGUGUCUGUUGGCUGUGGCUGGUAGUCUGAUAUUCCAUUCCGGCAGGGCAUCAGUGGACUGUUUGCAGACCACCAGGAGAACACGGAGAAGGGAGAGGGAGAGAGUGAACACUCACAAGUGCAGCAAGAAACCCCUCAUCCAUGCGUCUGUGGCCAGUGGUCAGUCCGCUGUGAGUAGAUCCUACCUGCUACCGUGUGUGUACAGCAGCUAUAGUAUUAGCAUGUAUAUGUAGUUGGAGAGACAACACACUGCUGCUAGUAGUAGUAAAGGCUCGCAUUGCUCUUGGAUCAGUAUUCAUUUCCCGUUGGAUGCACCCAGACCCCCAUUGCCAAGGCCAUUGUUGGAUCAGUAUUCAUUUCCCGUUGGAUGCGCCCAGACCCCCAUUGCCAAGGCCAUUGUUGGAUCAGUAUUCAUUUCCCGUUGGAUGCGCCCAGACCCCCAUUGCCAAGGCCAUUGAUGGUGGCAAUGUGAGAUGCAUGCACCAGGACACAUACUCUACUGUGUCUACGACAACGCUGCCAAACUCUGCAGCAGAAGUACUCUACCGUGUCUACGGCAACGCUGCCGAACUCUGCAGCAGAAGUACUCUACCGUGUCUACGGCAACGCUGCCGAACUCUGCAGCAGAAGUACUCUCCGCCUGUCGCUAGCAAGGUCUGAAGCAGAAUGGCGUGCUGUAGUGCAUUGGCGAAAAUGGUGCACGUGCUGAUGCUGACGGUGAUGCUGGUGCUGAUGCUCUGCUGCCACAUGUCUUCAGCACAACUUGCAAUACCCGUUCCAUCAAGGCUCCGUUUGGUUGGCUGCUAUCAAAACCUUCCUGUUGUGUUUGGUCCGGGCAGUGGUGAUGCAGAAACUACUGUCACUACUCUUGGACCUAGCAUGAGUAGCAGCAGCAGCAGCAGCAGCAGCAGCCACCACAGUGGACAGCAGCAGCCAUCCACGGUUGUUACACUGAGUGCUGAUAGUAACACUGUAGCCAUGGUAGCUGUUGACCCUAGUCCAGCAGCCAGGGUUCUGCAGUGUGGGGAUCCGUGCUUGGCGAGAGGCUAUCCGUUCUUUGCAGUGUACGUCGGAAAUAGUGUUUCCAGCGAGGAUAACGCCAACGUUGAUGUUGCUGGUGCAACUAGCAGCGCUGGUAUGCAGCAGCUGAAGUGCCAAUGCGGACAUGACAUUGAUGGAGAGCUGACACGCCGGAGUCAGUGCGUUGGUGACAGUGCUACUGGCAGUGUGCAGGUUAACGUGUACAUGCACCAGCCAGGUCUCAGUGGCAAUGUUACCUGGGGUAGAGGCCUUCGAUCAACGUUGUCAUGUUAUGGCUUUCCCAUCAAGUCGGACAAGUUCCUUUUCAUUUGGUUCCGACUGAGUAUGACGGAUGGGUUUGCCCAGUUCUCUAACGUGUCCGGGGAGCCUGGCAAGUACACUGUGACUGCUGCUGGAGACAUUGAUGUUGCUACAUAUGUCUGCUCCGCCAGGUACUUGCAUGGUAGCAGUGGCAGUGCAAGUACUCUUGCUACAUUUACAAUGGGUUCUAAGCACGCUACUGUUACUCUAAUAGAUCCACCAACGGUGCAGAUUGUUUUCCCAGCUGAUGACAUACAGUUUGUCUUGGCGGGAUCAACAGUGCCGUUUGUUUGUCAGGUCACUGGAGACAGCGGUGUGUUGCAUCAAAGCUGGGAGAGAACUGAACGAGGUGAACAGCAUAAGCUACACCACUUGCAGCAAAGUGACUCCUUCCAGCUGGGCCCGGUGACGAACGAGCAUGAAGGCAACUAUUCCUGUGUGGCUCAGCGUGACGGAUUGGACCAGCAUGUCCGUGAUACAAUGCAGCUGAUUGUUCUCGAACCGCCGCGUAUUGCUGUAUCUGGGAGCAGUGAGCUGCUAGGCAUACUGGGCACACGCAUCAGUUUGAACUGUUCUGGAGUGUUUGAGUAUGAUCUUGGCAUGGCUGGACUGCAUUGGAAUAAGACUGAUAGUCUGUGCUCACCAAACCAACAACCAGUCUCUCUGCUGACCAGUACUGGCUCCACGCAGAGACAGACCACCACCACCAGCAGCAGCAGCAGUAGCAGCAGCAUUCAGUCACGACCAGCAGGUUCGUACACAAUCUUCUCAGAGCACCACAUAGGCAGUGUGGAAGUCAGUGAUGCUGGUCGCUAUGCAUGCACUUCAUCAGCAGAGUCGCUAUCAGGAUGUCUGGCACACGACUAUGUGGAUUUGACUGUAGUUGAGCCUCUGCUUCUGACUACACAGUUGUCUCAUCGAGUAGUGCAGGAGAGCGUGACCACCGAUGUUAUCUAUGUCUACUGCCGCCAGGAAACUGCCAUCAGCAAAACAGCUCCAUCGUACCCGGUGAUAGUGCAGUGGUUGAAGAAUGGCAGACCCGUUGAUCCACGCCGUCGGCAAAGCAGUAGGGAUGGCCUGCAAGGAGCUACUCUGGUCUUGACACGACCAACAAAGCAAGAUGCUGGACAGUACCAAUGCUUAGUUAGAUAUGCCAGCAUGCAGGAUAUGCGAGAGAAUUGGUUUGCCAGCACUCCCGUGUCUCUCUACGUUGAUGUUGCACCAAGCCUGCACAUCUCACCGCCGUCAAACAUAACUGCUGCAUCCCGCUCAGAUCUUGCCCUAGUCUGCACUCUGAGCAGCUCAAACAGUGGACCAAACACCACUAUUGCCUGGUCAAGGCUCAUGUAUGGUGUGAAUGUCACUCUAAUUAGCACCAGGGUCUCUGAUGCUGAUGUUGCUCAACACUCAGCCCAGAAUCCGCUGUCCCUGACAUUGCAGCUAGCCGAUGUUAACCAGCGAGAUUCCGGCAUCUACUUCUGCUCUGCUUACGACCCUAGCAUAGUGCAGGUAAUGCUGCGUCGCACUGUCAACACAGCCUACGUCGACGUUCUUCAAUCAGAUGGAGAUGGAACAGCAACUGCUGCGGAUCUCGGUAAUGAUGAUGAUGUUUCUGGUGGCAGUGAAGUGCAAGGUGGUAUCGGCGAUGCAGGCCAGGAGGAUGUUACUGUACCAGAGCUAGACAGUGCCAGUGGUGGAGUAGCUACUACUGGUCGCCACUACGUCUUGCUGGCUGGGGUAUUCGCUGGCUUAUUCGCUGUCUCCUUACUACUCAUCAUUGCACUCCUACUCAGCAAGAGAUUCGCCAAAGACGAUGAAGAAGCCGAUCAAACUUGCACGAAAGGAAUACAGAGCCCAAGUUUUUCUCCAGAUAGCAAACAUACUCGACGAGGUUCAGUCCGACGCUACCUGCCUGUUGCCCUGAGAAAUGCGUUCUCCAGUCGCUCUCCGCCGAGCAAGAGCAAGAGCAAGAGCAAGCGGCAUGGCAAUGGCGAUGUAGGGGGCAUACCGCCGGACACAGAAAUUGCAUCGUCCAGUGCUAAUCAUGAGAACACUACACGUACAUCUCCAGCAUCAGCAUUUCAGGAGCGCUCGUCUCUACGUCACAGCUCCUCUAGGAUGCAGCAACAGCAGCAGCAGCAUCCAGUGAAAGUAGAAACCUCUGCUCAUGCACGCCAUUCCAGUCUAUCUUCACUGGUGGCCCGGCGGCAGAAUUAUGAAAUUCCUGUUGAUCAAGUGCUAAGUGAGGAGAACAGCUUCCGGCCAAAUACCACCUCUCACGGCUCAUUGCCUCUUCCGAUAGCUAGUGGUGACUUGAUGAUCUAUGAUGAUACCAUUGUGACUGCGAAACGAAACACGCUUCCAGCAAAGAUGCCCGCCCAGAUCAUGCCUAUGCCAAUGCUGGAGUACGAUGACAUCAUUGUGGAUAAGGACCCAGCUAAUCCAGUUGUCCUUGCGCCUACACCUGCUGCUACGACUGCUGCUACGGCUGCUGCUGCUGUACGUAGUGGUAGUGGUGGUGAUUGGCAGAGUCUGGAGUCGUUUCUCUCUGCAGCCAUGCCAACAGCAGCCAUGCCAACAGCAGCCAUGCCAACAGCAGCCAUGCCAACAGCAGCCAUGCCAACAGCAGCCAUGCCAACAGCAGCCAUGCCAACAGCAGCCAUGCCAACAGCAGCAUCACCAGUACUAGAAGUGGAUAAUGGACUUCAAGCCCCUAGUCCAGACUAUGUACCAAUGAGUACUGUUUUACCAGCACAUUUUUUGCCGAUGGUUGGUCGAGAAUUCUGGCCAGAGAAUCUUAUGUUACCAGCAACACCAUCAGCAGGCUCUUUCCUAGAUGCUUCACCGUCAACAAGUCAGCUAUUGUUUGAUUCUGCAGGCCCGGACCAAAUAGCCCCAGCCUACAAUACUCGUAGUACGUUAUCAGCAUCCUGGAAAGGGGAAACUGUUGUUUCUUCUGGUCGGAAUAGUCGAUCAUAUAGCAGAACGCCAACACCAUCAAACCAGGGCAUGCUGGGACUUCAGAACUUGCGAGCAGCACUUGAGCGUGAUGAUGGUGUUACAUAUGAUGUACCCGAGCAGCAAGAAGCAAAACAAACAACUGCUGCGAUCGGAGAACGAGUGUAUGACACACCAGACAUUCAUUUCGAAAACGACAACACAUCCUUUGUGAAAUUAUCUACGGACAAUGGCGUGGACAUUGGUAGUGAGAAGGUCCAAGAUGAUCAUGAGCACCAACACCGCAGCGAUGGUGGUGGCCGUGGCGACAGCAGCGGCGAUGGUGGUGGUAGUGGUGGUAGAGUUGUGGAUGAACCCAGACGCAGGUGGCCACGUCUCAGUUUAAAGCGUAGCGGUAGCAAGCGUAGUACAAACUCCACAGCACACACAUCGACUGGGGCUAGCGUUGACGUGACUGAUGAUGCGGCACAAGCUAAAGUUAUGAAGGAAGUGUCCAAGACGGUGGGAUCAUUAUCCUGGUUAAUUCACUCAGCAGCGGGUCUGAUUGGGCGGGCUAGGUCGUCAACGGCAACACCAGUACCAUCAGCAUCAAGACCAGUUAGUAGUAAUAGUGCGGAUACGUAUGCUAAAAGCAAGGACGGCAGCAACACCACCUUCAACCGCCAUCAGCAUGCAGCAGCCAUGGUGACAAGGAAUAACACCAUGACUAGCUCCACUCAGCAUACAUCACCUACUACUGGCAACAACAACGGAGUAAGGACAGCGUACGUUCCAGGUGCAGCAACACGACCGAGAUCAGCUGGUGCUGACAGCUAUGAUGUGCCGUUCAAUGCUAUCAAACCAUCAUCACAGCCGGCCGCCUCAUCAACACUACCUGUUACGUCAACUAGCAAGAAAUCAUUUGGAAUGAAAUCCCCUGCUCACUACUAUAACAAGCUCAAGUUUCAAAUGGAUCCGGAUUCAGCAGCAGCACUAGCAUCAUCCAGAGCGGCACAGGUUGCAGAGAAGGAUGAUAGUGCGGCAGUAUACACUGAACCACUUCAACAACAGCAGUACCAAGAACCACCAUCAAAUGAAGCUGCUAUCUAUCAGACACUAAGCAAUCAACGCUAUCGCCAUAUUCACCCUGAUCAUAUACGUAUGAAACAGGAGAUUGGAUCCGGGAGGUUUGGACUAGUCUAUCGUGGCCUGUGGAUUGAUGGUGACUGUAGAACUGAUGUUGCUGUCAAGACGUUACGUAGUGAUGUGGAGAAAAGAGACCGAGUUCUGUUCCUACAGGAGGCAGCCAUUACUGGCCAGUUCCAACACAAGAACAUUGUGCAACUACAUGGUGUAGUCACCCAUCAACGAACGAUCUUACUUGUAUUUGAGUUAAUGACUGGAAACUUACGACUUUAUCUGAACAAGAUAGCUCCAAGUGAGGGUAGAGAAGCACCAAGUGAACUUCAGCGUCGCUUGAGACGUAUGUGUGCUGAUGUAGCUAGUGGCAUGGCAUACCUCACAGAGCGUGGCUUUGUACAUAGGGACUUGGCUGCUCGUAACAUCAUGUUGGAUGAGUUGAGUAAUUGCAAAGUUGGAGACUUUGGCAUGUCGCGUAUCGUAGAUGAAUGCGACUACUACGUAUGUCAAGGCGGUGUUAUCCCUGUCAAGUGGAGCUCACCUGAAGCUAUUCUCUAUCGCCAGUUCUCCAGUGCUAGUGAUGUCUGGUCAUUUGGUAUUCUCAUGUAUGAAGUCUGGACCUACGGUGUCAAGCCAUAUGGAAACUGGACCAAUGAGAAGGUAAUCAAAGAACUUAAGAACGGAUACCGCCUGUCUUGCCCAUCAGACUGCCCGUUUGAGAUUUUCUGCUUGAUGGAAGCUUGCUGGGAGGAAGACAAACACGAGAGGCCAUCAUUCCCUGAAAUUGUCAAUCUCUUGCAAGAAAUUGAUGAGCUUUUCCGGCAGCGAGAAAGACAGACGCAGCAGCAGUAGCUCCAGCAACAGCAGCAGCAGCAACAGCACAAGCAGUAGCUCCAGCAGUAGCUGCAGCAGCAGCAGCAGCAGCAGGACAAGCAGCAGCAGCACAAGCAGUGGUAACAGUAUUUAGUAAGUAGUUUACACUAGCCGGCUGGCAAGUACUCUCUGUAGUUUGCUCAUGACCCAAGGGACGGAUGGAAUUUCAGAGUUGCGUAAUCAUGGUUGUGAUUCCAUGUCCAAGUCAUGUGACAUGACUGAACUGUAACCAAGUCAUGUGACAUGACUGAACUGUAAUGAUGCUAAUGUCAUCUUGUAUACAGCAACACUGCAACACUGCUAAGUGUUAGCUUGUUUGCUGUGUGCAGGUAUGAGUAGUUGACAGUUGUGUUUAUGAUAAUUCUGCUCACAAGUUGAUUAUACUAACUGCUGGAUCUCACGUUAAAAUUACAUGGUAGUACUAAACUGGGAAUGGCGUGCAUUUAAUCUGACCGCCAAUCUCUAUGAACACCAAGUCCUGGCUUUGAGAACAUAGCAUGACAUCUGCUGAGCGUAUUAUUAUUAUUUACCAAACAAGGCAACUAGCAUGGUAUAAUAUUAAUAGCCAAUUUUCUGAUUUUCUAAUAAUUUCGUCAUGAUUUGUUUGGCUUAAAGAGCAGUUGAGUUUGUGACAUGAGUUUUAAUCAUUCUGCGUUGUAGAAUUCUUCUGAUAUUCAUGUGUACCCAUUCUACCUCUGUUAUGAUUUUGGUUUGUUGUGUUAUUUUUUGACGUGGAUUGACACACACCAUAACAGUCUGA
Messenger RNA from Sycon ciliatum, 8637 nucleotides. RefSeq lists its product as uncharacterized. Gene Ontology annotation, molecular function: ATP binding; transmembrane receptor protein tyrosine kinase activity. The record is from RefSeq and is a predicted model, not a curated record. Gene Ontology annotation, biological process: multicellular organism development; positive regulation of kinase activity; cell surface receptor protein tyrosine kinase signaling pathway. Gene Ontology annotation, cellular component: plasma membrane; signaling receptor complex. The transcript is spliced from 27 exons. NCBI's taxonomy places the organism in Eukaryota, Metazoa, Porifera, Calcarea, Leucosolenida, Sycettidae. The coding region runs from base 2253 to 7856 and encodes 1867 amino acids.